This is a messenger RNA of Cavia porcellus (domestic guinea pig), 1553 nucleotides long. RefSeq names its product spermatogenesis associated 45 (gene Spata45). NCBI's taxonomy places the organism in Eukaryota, Metazoa, Chordata, Mammalia, Rodentia, Caviidae. The transcript has 3 exons. Bases 839 to 1135 code for a protein of 98 amino acids. The record is from RefSeq and is a predicted model, not a curated record.
CAAAGGGGUCAAGAGUUACAAGAAGCUGAAACUUAAGUUUUACAAAGAUCUGAUAUCUAACUCAUUUGAUGCAUACAGAACAAAAGGAAAGCACCGAUUGGGGUUUGGGCCAUAGUAUUUCCCGGUAAUUUCUUUGAAGCUAAACAGUUCUUAAAAUUGGGGCAGGCUCAUUUUAUGACAGAUCAUCACCGGGUCGGGAAAAGGUCACUAGAAACCCAAAUUCUUUAUGGCCUAGAUAGAUAGGUGAGGGGAGAAGGAGGCAAUAAGGCGCCAUACGGAACAGAGAACAGCGGUUAUGUGUCAAGGUCAGGUAAAGGGUUAAACUCAUAUGCAAAUCUCUGCACACAAGCAGGUUACUUUAAACAAAUGUAAAUUAAUGGGCCAUUCUAGUUUUCUUUAGCUCUUUAGCGGAGAAUAGAGGCGCCUAACAGUGAUUAACAACCCUUGUUAGCUUGUUUUAGCACAACUUCUGUAGUUUGUAGAGUGCAACAGUGGUUAACACAUCAGUUAGGUGAGAUUCUUGCAAUUCUUUACAGAGGAGAGUGUUGCUCAACAUAUCAAUUAGGUCACUUAACAUAUCAGUUAGGGAAAAAGGAUAAAACAAACACAUUUAGUAAGCCACUUUACAGGUUUGCUAUAAUACACAUAUAACGAAGCUAUUUUCUUAGAGUACAACAUUCUGUUACCCAGGGUUCCUUGGGAGAACAAAGCUGGGUGGGCCGGGUCAGAAUGUUCCAUUGCCAUGGUGACUGCCUGGCGGCAAAUCAACACCGCAGACUUCACACAGGCUUCAGAUAGCUGGACGUGAAAGGGCAGCAAGAACUGGUUUGUUAGCAUAAUGGCAACUAUGAACAGAACCAAUGAAAAAAUGAAGAAACUUCUAGGAAGGAGACAGUAUCUCCUGAAGGAGAUCAAUGAAAAGCGUGAAUCCAACUGUUUAGUAGAAAGAAGCAAUCAAGUCAGCUUACUGAGGGCUCAAAAGAGGCAUUUCAUCAAUGCCUAUCAGCCCCUUGCCUCCAUCCAGGAUAAAGAACCUGUUCCUGACAGUGGCAGGAGCUCUUGGGUCCAAAUGAGUCACAUUGUUCACAAAGAGAGAAAGCACUUUUCACCAAAAAAUAAUGCUAUAUUCGGAUAAAGUGCAUCUCCAGAGACACACAAAUAUAUGCUUUGAAACUUCAAUGCCUGUGCAAAUUAUUUAGAAAUAUUAAUCACAAAAGAAGCUAAAUGAAUUAGUUAACCGGGCUAUAAAAUGUUUGAGUCCUAUUAAACAUACAUCUUCAUUCAUUCCAUUGCAUCCUUUAGACUUCAUUUUGGGUAUCUGACAGGCUCUGGAUCAUUAGAGACACUUUCAAAGGUGAAUUACCUAAAGCUUAUAGUGAUCUAAAUGUUUACUGAUCAAAAUGUUUUAGUGUUAGUUUAGUUUUGUUUCUGUGAGUCACACCAGUUAGGUUGCAAGCUAAGUGCUCAGUCAAUACCUCCAAUUGUUUAACUGCGUCACUUUGUCAUGAUUUAAAUUACUGCAUACUUGAUAGGCCCUAUAAGGUGUGCAUAGU